AUGUAUGCUGUGACUAUUAGUGAUGAGGGUGACUGUUACCGGUGUUUUCCGCCUGACCCAGGCAUAGAGGCUGCUGCGCUAGGUGCUUGUGAGGCUGCUGCUCUAGGUGCCAGUGCGUCUGCCGCCCCAGGUGCCGGUGAGUCUGCGCUCUCAGGUACUGCGUCGUCUCCUGCCACCCACACCUUCACCCUUGACUCGGGUGCUUCCCGCUCCUUCUUUCGAGACUGCACCACUCUCACGCCGCUCAGUCGGCCCGUUGCAGUCUCCCUGGCGGACCCCUCUGGGGGUCCUGUCCUUGCCCACUACUCCACUGUCCUACCGUGUCCAGCGGUCCCGUCUGGCUCCCUGUCGGGUCUUUACCUCCCCUCGUUCUCUACGAACUUGGUGGCGGGUGCUGACCUACAGGAUGGGGGGGUUGACCAGUUCACCCCUGCUCGUCAGCGGGUGACCCACUGCACGUGUGCAGACACGGGCCGACACUUGGCCACGUUUACCCGUCGGCCGGGGUCGAGCCUGUACACACUGACUACUGAGUCUCCUCCAGUCGCUGAGUCUGCUCAGGUAGCAGCGUCGGGUCAGGUGUUUGCUGCGGCGUCCAGGUCUGGCCCUGAGUCUGCCCCCUGCUCGUGUCGUCUCCUGUCCCACCGGACUCUCCUCUGGCACCACCGCCUUGGUCACCCCUCCCUGCCUCGUCUUCGAGGCAUGGCUUCCCGUCUUCUUGUCUCUGGCCUCCCCCGGUCCCUCCCUCCCCUUCCUCCGGGGCCUGCCCCCACCUGCGUUCCCUGCGUCGAGGGGCGGCAGCGCGCUGCUCCUCACUCCUCCGAGUUUCCUCCGACAGAGGCUCCGCUGCAGACGCUUCACAUGGACGUGUGGGGCCCCGCCCGCGUCCGUGGGCAGGGUCACGAGCGUUACUUCCUGCUGGUGGUUGACGACUACUCGCGUUACACCACAGUCUUCCCCUUGCGCAGCAAGGGUGACGUCACUGAGGUGUUGAUCGCCUGGAUCCGCGCAGCUCGUCUCCAGCUCCGGGAGAGUUUCGGCUCUGACUUUCCUGUUCUGCGUCUGCACUCCGACAGAGGCGGAGAGUUCUCCUCUGACCUUCUGCGGGCCUUCUGUCGUGCACGAGGCAUCCGCCAGACCUUCACGCUUCCGGACUCUCCGCAGCAGAAUGGGAUUGCUGAGCGCCGCAUUGGCAUGAUCAUGGACGUCGCUCGUACGUCCAUGGUCCAUGCGGCUGCCCCCCAUUUUUUGUGGCCGUUUGCGGUUCGGUACGCGGCGCAUCAGAUCAACCUUCACCCCCGGGUCUCCAGGCCGGAGACCUCCCCUGCUUUACUGUGGACGGGGAAGGUUGGCGAUGCGUCUGCGUUCCGUGUCUGGGGAUCUCGGGCGUUUGUCCGCGACUUGUCUGCGGACAAGCUGUCCUCUCGUGCUGUUCCCUGCGUCUUCCUUGGCUUCCCUCCUGACGCGCCAGGCUGGCAGUUCUACCACCCCACCUCGCGCCGUGUUCUGUCCUCCCAGGACGUCACCUUUGACGAGUCGGUUCCCUACUACCGUCUCUUCCCCUACCGCACUGCGUCCCUCCCUCCCCCGCCGCUCUUCCUUACGCCAGGUCCCCCUCCGGUAGACCCCCUCCCCCCUCAGGGUCCUGCUCCCUCAGGUGUGUCCCAGGUAGAUGCAGUCGAGCCUGUCGAGGUAGCUGUUGACUCUGGUGCUGCGUCUGAGGGUGCUGAGCCUGGGGGUGCUGAGCCUGGGGGUGCUGGGUCUGGGGGUGAUGCGAUUGGGGGUGCUGAGCUUGGGGGUGCUGAGCCUGGGGGUGCUGCGCCUGGGGGUGCUGAGCCUGGGGGUGCUGAGCCUGGGGGUGCUGUGUCUCGGAGUACGGAGCCUGAGGGUGCUGGACCUGCUCGUGUGGCGUCUGGUGGUGCUGGGCCUGGCGGUUCUUCGGGUGCUUCGUCCCGGCGGGGGCUAUUCUCUCCACAGGUUCUGCGUGAGUGGUUCGCCCGGCGCUGGCGGCGUGCUCCUGGAGCUGGAGCUGCUGCGUCUUCGGGUGGUCCGGCUGGAGCUGGAGCUACUGGGGGUGUUGGCGCUGGAGGUGCUACUGGCGCUGGUGCUGCUGAGGGUGCUGGAGUUGGCGCUGCUGGAGCUGGUGGUGCUACUGGUGCUCCUGGCGUUGGUGCUGCUGGUGCUCCUGGAGCUGGAGCUACUGGGGGUGUUGGCGCUGGAGGUGCUACUGGCGCUGGUGCUGCUGAGGGUGCUGGAGUUGGCGCUGCUGGAGCUGGUGGUGCUACUGGUGCUCCUGGCGUUGGUGCUGCUGGUGCUCCUGGAGCUGGAGCUACUGGGGGUGUUGGCGCUGGAGGUGCUACUGGCGCUGGUGCUGCUGAGGGUGCUGGAGUUCGAGCUGGUGGAGCUGGGGGUACUCCUGGUGCUGGUGCUCCCGUUGGGGGUGCUAGUGCUGUUCCUGCUGGCACUGGUGGCGCUACGCAACCACGGCCGUACUUCGUUCCGCUCCUUGAGCAGGUUCUUGGUCUUCCGUCCUCUCUUGGUCCUGCUCCUCCCUUAGCGUGUCCGCCUCCUGUCCAGUUUGAGUCCCAGUUACAGCCGGCCUCCCCGCUUCCUUCUCCUUCUCCCUACACUGGUCCUACUGGAGGUCUUGCUGAGCGUCGUGAGCCUGCGUCUCGCCCUGCGUCGCCUGUCCGUACUGCUCGCACUAGUGGUCGUGGUUUGCGUCAGCGUCCUCCCUCUGUUUUCGGCACGCACCGGAUGUCUCUGCGUCCUUCCACUGCUCCGCUGCGUGCCCCUUUGCCCUCUCCUCCAGCGUCCUCUCUUCCUGAGCUUCCUGACCCUGAGUCGGACUCCCUUCGUGCUGCGCGUCCUACUGUCACACGUCUCCUUGCUACUGUCGUCACUGACCCUUCCUUUGAGUCUACUGCUGCGUCUGCCCUCGUUGCUGAGCUUGUCGACUUCGCUGCUCGCUGUCGCCUAGACUACGCUGCCAGUCUCGUCGCUGAGUCUGAGUCUGUCUGUCCUCCGUCCGUCGGGGGUGAGUGUGCUCUUGGCACGGACGUCCUUGAGGACAGACAGGAGGAGUUCCAGUGCUUGGCUGCUGCUUCACCUCAUCUCGUGUCCAUGCUGCUUGCCCCUGAGGGAGACCCGGAUGCACUUGACAUCCCGACUCCGUGCUCUUACGCGGAGGCGAUAGAGGGUCCCUACUCCUCUCAGUGGCAGACAGCCAUGGACGCAGAGAUGGCAUCCUGGAAGUCCACAGGCACCUACGUCGACGAGGUUCCCCCUCCUGGGGCGAACAUCGUCGAUGGCAUGUGGAUUUUCAGGGUGAAGCGGCCGCCAGGUUCUCCGCCUGUCUUCAAGGCUCGUUACGUUGCUAGAGGCUUCAGUCAGCGUCAGGGAGUUGAUUUCUUCCAGACCUUCUCCCCCACCCCAAAGAUGACCACUCUUCGGGUUCUGCUGCACGUUGCUGCUCAGCGUGACUACGAGCUUCACUCUCUUGACUUCAGCACUGCUUUCUUGCAGGGCAGCCUGCACAAGGAGAUCUGGCUGCGCCGCCCACCUGGCUUCACUGGGACUUUUCCUCCUGGCACCCAGUGGAGCCUCCGGCGGCCAGUCUACGGUCUCCGCCAGGCGCCUCGUGAGUGGCACGACACACUGAGGACUACACUUGCGGCUCUUGGGUUUGCUCCUUCUACUGCCGACCCGUCGCUGUUUCUGCGCACCGACUCUUCCUUGCCGUCGUUCUACAUCCUCGUGUACGUCGACGACUUGGUCUUUGCUACAGCUGACACUGCUGGACUUGCCUACGUGAAGUCCGAGCUGCAGAAGAGACACACGUGCACAGACCUGGGUGAACUGCGCAGCUACCUUGGCUUGCAGAUCACCCGGGACAGAGCACAGCGCACCAUUACCCUGACUCAGUCACACAUGGUGCAGCAGGUCUUUCAGCGCUUCGGCUUCACGUACUCCUCGCCUCAGGCCACUCCUCUGCCUACACGCCACUCGCUCUCAGCUCUGCCUUCGGAUGAGUCCGUAGAGUCAAGUGGCCCGUACCCAGAGCUAGUUGGCUGCCUCAUGUACCUGAUGACCUGCACUCGACCUGACCUUGCAUACCCUCUUAGCAUUCUUGCAUGCUAUGUUGCUCCUGGGAGACACAGACCAGAGCACAUGGCUGCAGCGAAGAGGGUGUUGCGCUACUUGUGCAGUACGUCGGGCAUGGGGCUUGUGCUUGGAGGGCAGAGUUCAGGGGCCAUGGCUGCACAGGAGCUACGCUGGCUCACCUACCUGCUGACUGACCUGGGAGAGCCGCCUCGUUCUCCUCCAGUGCUGUACGUAGACAACAAGGCCAUGCUGGCCUUGUGUCGGGAGCACAGACUGGAGCACAGAACGAAGCACAUCGCUCUUCGCUACUUCCUUGCUCGUGAGCUGCAGCAGCGUGGUCAGCUGCGCCUUGCUUACGUGGCCUCUGAGGCCAACACUGCUGAUAUCUUCACUAAGGCACUCGCGCCUUGUGAUCAUCAGCGCUUCUGUACUCUGUUAGGUCUUGUGCCUACCUUGCCUCACUUGCUUACUUCUUGA
Closterium sp. Yama58-4 is the source of this 4581-nucleotide messenger RNA. The record is from the annotation of a GenBank genome assembly. Lineage: Eukaryota; Viridiplantae; Streptophyta; Zygnematophyceae; Desmidiales; Closteriaceae.